Molecule: messenger RNA, 3867 nt
Organism: Nothobranchius furzeri (turquoise killifish)
Lineage: Eukaryota; Metazoa; Chordata; Actinopteri; Cyprinodontiformes; Nothobranchiidae
Gene: kremen1
Product: kringle containing transmembrane protein 1
Biological process (GO): multicellular organism development
Cellular component (GO): plasma membrane
Source: RefSeq, a predicted model, not a curated record
UGUAGCUGUAGUACCUGCCUUGAAGUUCAGGGUGGCUUUAAACUCUGGGACCGACGCGGACUCUCUCCCAGACUCCAUCCAACCGAGCGCCGCUCCGCUCAUCCGGCUGCGCUUCACCUGAGAGCCACCUCACACUUUACGCUCACCAUGGAUUCCCUGACCGUCGUCUCUGCGCUCCUCCUUGCUGGCUUCAUUUCUUCAGCAGCUUUUAAUAAUUUCGACACCGAGUGUUAUACUGCCAACGGAGAGGACUACCGAGGCUUCCAGAACCAGACCAGUCAGCUCGAUGGUAAACCCUGCCUCUUCUGGAACGAGACUUUUCAGCACCCGUACAACACCCUCAAAUAUCCCAAUGGGGAGGGAGGUCUGGGAAGCCACAACUUCUGCAGGAACCCCGAUGGGGACGUCCAGCCGUGGUGCUACAUCGCUGAUCACGAAGAUGGGAUCUACUGGAAAUACUGCAGCAUCCCCACAUGUCAGAUGCCCGGAAACCUGGGCUGCUUCAGGGACAGCGGUAACCCCCCCACGCUUCCUGGCAAGAGCGAGAUUGACAACAAACUCACCAUCCAGAACUGCAUCAGCUUCUGCCGCAAGCAGAGAUACAAGCUUGCCGGUAUGGAGUCGGGCUACGCCUGUUUCUGUGGCAACGAAGUAGAAGUGCAAGAGCCCAGCGAUUCGUCCAACAUGGAGUGCAACCACGUUUGUUUCGGCGAUCACACCCAACCCUGCGGAGGAGAUGGAUGGAUCAUCGUCUUUGACACUCGAGUGGGAGCCUGUGGCGGGAACUACACCUCUCCAUCCGGAGUCAUCUACUCUCCUGACUUCCCUGAUAAAUAUGGAGCCAGUCGCGUUUGUUAUUGGACCGUCCAGGUCCCCGGCUCCUCCGCCAUUCUCUUCAACUUCACCUUCUUCGACAUCUCCGACCAGACGGACAUGGUGGAGCUUCUGGACGGCUACACCAACCAGGUGGUGGCGCGCUUCGACUGGCGCAGCCCCCCGCGGGAGCUGCUGAACGUCACGGGCGACUUCGUCAUCCUGUACUUCUACUCGGACCGCACCAACCAGGCCCAGGGCUUCGCUCUCCUCUACCAGGCGAUCAGAAUCCAGGACUCCAGAGCUGCAGAGAGCGGCGACGAGGACGAGAACGAGGCGACCAGCACGCUGGGGCCACAUCUGGCCAGCGGCGUCACUGAGAGACCCAACAGCACGUCCAGCGGGCGUUCCUCCCAGUUCCGAUACGUGAUCACGUCCAGCCCCGGGAACUCGCAGCACAACAUGCCAGGUCAGUGGCCUGGACGCGGCGAGGCCACCGGCCACAGCUCUAUGUGGACCAUCUACGCUCUGGCUGCUCUCCUCAUUCUGACGGUGAUCGCCAUGGUGGCCAAGCUGCUGCUCCACGUCACAGUCAAGUCUCCAAACAUCCCGACCGUGAGCGGCUCCGAUAGCUGCAGCCAGAGCACGGUGUCGUCCGAGCCGUGGAUCAUUCUGUAUCGACCCUCCACCAUCUCCGUCUUCAAGAAGAAGCUAAAGAGCCAUCACAGCGACCUCAGCCCUCUGGUGGGCCACUAGCGCCUCCGCUGCUGUCCACCAUUACCCAAUCCCCGCCAUCCUCCACCACUCUGUUCAAGGGUCAUCAGACGCCAUGGCCCUCAGACAAUGAAGCUCUAUGAGGCGCUAUGCUAACAAGCCAAAGACUGAGUGGCUAAUGACAACUGACUCAGUGACUGCUGCACAGUGGCCUUUAGGCUGGAGAGGCUGCGCACCCUCAUCCCUCUCAGCACCAAAGACGAAGGGUCGCACGAGGCUGUCAAGGACUGCAGCGUCAGAGAGGAGAGUGAAGGCCUGGAAGGAGGAAGAUCUGCAGCUCCAACGAGAACAAAAGGCCGCUUGUAACACGCAGGAGGCCAUUUUUAUCUCUCGUCGUCGUCCCUUCCAGUCAGCAUACCUCCAACAAAAACCAACCCCUCCGGACUGCAGACUCAUCACAGGAAAUAGACCGCCGGGAACCGGUUAACUUCAUCGGUGUCGAGGAGAAGAUGACAAACGUACGCCGUGGAAGCUCCGAGGUUUCGUCACACGUAACUGCCUCAUAUGGGUGAACAGCCAAAAGCCGGAGCCCCUCCCCUCCAAGGAGGUCACCCGUUUGUUCUUUGCUGUUCCCUUUGUUUUGUUGUUGUUGUUUAUUUUUGUUUUCAGAGGAGAGGGAAACGGGUUGUGGUGAUGUGGAGCUGGCGGUACCCAAAGGUGUCGCAGCGAAGCAAAAACACCCAAAUGAACGGGCGCGCCCUCGCCCACUCAGCAUCCGGGUGUGGAGGAGAGGCCUCGGUCACUCAGAUGUGCUGUUAGCGGACAAACUGCCAUUUAAGGAGCAUCUGAGGGCUUUUUCAGCCUGGUGGUGGGCGGGAGCCCUUCCGCUUUGAUGGUGUUUAAGUGCCUUCAGCAUCUCCCCUUCCCAUUCCUCAGAUUCCCAACAUCUGUUUCUGAAGUCAGCCGGGAUCUCUGACAGACAUCAGCGCAGAUAACGUUAGAGUUAAUCCCUAAACAACAACAACAACAACCUCCAGAUCGUAAACAGAAACAUCAUCUUCUUCCAUCAGGAACACAAACAAACCAGAUGUUCUAUUUUUUCAUUUGUGCUUUUCCGCGUAGUCUUGGACGUUUACUGAACAUAUUGUUCACACGGUCUGUGGAUUACAGGAGAAAGGGGGUGACUGUUGUUGUAUAUUGUGUAUUUCAUUGUGGGUAUGAUCAUAUUUAUGACCACUUUUCCAUUUUAAGACACUUCUCUGCUUUUCUUUAGGACUUUUUCCUGGAAGAAGCUCUAAAACAGAACAGCUUUCUCUGCUCCGACGGCAUCAGGGGUGCUGCAAACUCAAAGUUUCUUCCUGUGUUGCAGAUUUUAGGCCUAAGGUUGAGUGGGAACAAUGCACUCAGACACGGAAGCACUGAAUGGUACUACCCACGAGCUGACAGCAUGUUUGCAGCUGUAGCGGGUUUCUGUGCAGGGCCGUGACAUUUUAACUACUUGUGAAAGGUCAGAAUCCACCAGCUUGGUAUUCCUCCUGUGGGAUCGGAUGCUUGCGGUGGUUUCUGCAGAGGGUCACCUCAAAUAUUUCCUUACAAAGAAACACUCAAUUGCACUUAAUCUUUGCUUGUACUUGGAACAGAAAGCAGUGCUCGUUCUGGUUUUUAUUAAAUUAAACUCAAAUGGACCCAUCAGCAACCCGAGCACUUAAAACGGAACAUGCACGACUCUCCAGGUCCAAGGGAAAAGUCUUUGUUCCCUAAUUGGAAUUCUGUAAAUUAAAUGUGGCCGUGCAUUAUGAUCUGCUCAGCUGCAACUCGUGCUAAUUACUGCAGGACAUGAGCAGAUGCCCCCAGCUCGGUGGCGUUCCGAGCGACCGUGCACGGAGCCGAGGGAGUAAAAAACAAAAAGGAGUAGACGGGGGAAUUAAUGCGCACCGAAAUCAAACACGAGCUGACGAAAUCUGACGGCUAAUAUCUAAGAAGGGUAGAUUUGUUUUGUUAGCUCGGUGAAAUAUGCAAAAACUCCCCUUUUUCCUUCCCGUCCUCCAGUCGGUUGGAAAGUUCCUCUGGGAACCGUCUCUUCCCAAAUGGUUGGGAAUGUCCUGACGUGCUGGAUGACAUGAAAACGGCGUCGCAGAAGCCCCGCGGGAAGUGGGGCCAGAGCUUUGUUUUCAUCUUGCUGUAAAUAGCAAAAUAGUGAAAUUUUAAUUUAUACAGUAAAUUAUUGUUUUUUUGUAUGUGAAUGGGAUAUAAUCUAUCUUUUGUAUAAGUGAAGUAUCUUUGUAGUUUUAUUUAAUGUGUCCUGGAUGCAAAUAAACACUGUAUGCAUGUUUCUUAAAA